UCAAUACUUUCCUUGAAGAGUUUGCAGUAAGGGACUGCAAGGAGGUUGAUUUAGAGGGCAUGCAAUGGGAACCCCUUAAGAAUCUCUCUCAUUUGGAGAUUGAUAAUAUUCCAAAGCUGGUGUCUCUCCCCAUUUGGCUCCAACAUCUUGUUCAAUUGAAAACAUUAAAAAUUCAUAACUGCAAUGGAUUGAGGUCACUGCUUCCUGUGUUCCAACAUCUCACUUUCCUUGAAGAGUUUGAAGUAAAGGACUGCAAGGAGCUGGAGUUAUCUGGAGCUGGCAUCCAAAUAUUCCAAGAUCAUACAAGCCUACGCUCUCUAUGGCUGCAAAGUAUUCCAAAGUGUCGGCAUCUUCCGGAGUGGCUUCAACAUCUAACAAAUCUGCAACGGCUUUUUCUCGUUAAUUUGCCCAAUUUAACAUCUCUUCCGGAGUGGCUUCAACAUCUAACAAAUCUGCAAGGGCUUUAUCUCGGUUAUUUGCCCAAUUUAACAUCUCUUCCGGACGAGAUGCGUUGCCUAACCAAAUUGCAAAUUUUAGAAAUAGAAGGAAUUCCUCAGUUGGAGGAAACAUGUCGGAAGGACAUUGGCGCUGAUUGGCAAAAGAUUGCUCACAUCCCCAACAUUCGGUUGAUUCAGUAAGGCAUUGGAGAAAGGCAUUAGUCAACUUCAAUCAUUUUAUAUGCAUAAAAAAGAGGGCACUCUUUUAGCUGUUUGGAGUUCCAGCUAAAUUUGUUAUUGAAGGUCCAAAUAGGAGAAAAAGGAAGAUGCUUCAGAAUAUUUGGUGGUUCAUUGAUGCUUUUGGAAGAGUCGUUGUUCAAGCAUGACAAUUGCCAGACAUAUUGCAUUUGAAAAUUCUUAUUCCUCUUUACAUGGAGCUUAUUAAGAGCUUGAUUCAUAGUAGGAAAACCAUUGGAUGUUGAAUGUGAAUUUUCACUUGCAUAGCUAAAAUGAGUUGGGAGAGAAUUUACUUAAUUGUACAAAAGUGAUGUUGCAUCAAGUGUUCAAAGGGUUAGGCUUAAAUCAUUUCUUUAUACUAUAAAGUUCAUAGAGGAUUCAUCCUUGGGCAAAGCACCGCAGACGUAGGACAAGUUCCGAACCGAGUAAACAUCUUAAUUGUACUCUUUAUUUUUCUUAUUGCAUAAUAUGUGCCAACUCAGGAAAAAACACAUUUAUGUUUUUUUAGACAGUAUUCCAAGGCUAUGU
Gossypium raimondii (Peruvian cotton) is the source of this 1202-nucleotide messenger RNA. RefSeq names its product putative disease resistance protein RGA4. The record is from RefSeq and is a predicted model, not a curated record. The coding region runs from base 60 to 638 and encodes 192 amino acids. The transcript has 4 exons. Gene Ontology annotation, biological process: defense response to fungus. NCBI's taxonomy places the organism in Eukaryota, Viridiplantae, Streptophyta, Magnoliopsida, Malvales, Malvaceae.